This is a messenger RNA of Rattus norvegicus (Norway rat), 2779 nucleotides long. Lineage: Eukaryota; Metazoa; Chordata; Mammalia; Rodentia; Muridae. The record is from RefSeq and is a predicted model, not a curated record.
CGGGUCACGCCUUGACAGCGGCUUCCCGGACCGAUCUGCCCCGCGGUUCGGUGAGUGCGGCCGUGGGUGCGGGACAGUGUGAAGCCAGGCACCGCAGCCGGCGCUCCACAGCCUGUUAACGCCCCUUAGCCGCCCGCCUGAGCUGCGUGCCUCCCGACCGGGCCACUGCCGGGUCUUUGCUAGUGGUGGGGGCGGGAGCUGGUCGGCGCCCCAGGGUGCAGGCUGAGGCUCCCGGGACUCGCCCAGAUUGCUAUGAGCGUCCGGGGGUCCCUGCGGCAAGGGACGCCAUUGUCCUGACAUUUACUGCCCUAGUCCCCGCCCCUCUCCGUUCGUCCGGACUCGGCAGCUGCAAGCCACCAGCUGUCCGCGUCGCCCCGUUGGGAGCCUCGGACUAGGCCAAGGGUCUCGGUGGGGGCGAGGCCUGGGCCGGCCCAGAGCAGGGUCUAUUGAGUGCCUUUGUGCAUUGCUUAAAAAAAGAAGAAAAAAAAAAAGCUUUCUGUACAUUCCAAAGGGGAAAAAAGCAGGGCAUGGGGCAGAUGAGUCACAGCUGAGGAAAGGACUCACCUGGGUCAGACUGCAGGGUUGCUGGCCGCGGGGCCACGGGGCCACGGGGAGGUAGAUUAUCUUGAUCCAUCCUGACAGCAGAUGCUGCGCUCGCUGAAGGCACACAGUUUCACCUGGAGCUUCAGGGUAGUUUAGAGUUCUCAGCCUGGACUCCAGGGACACCCGUAAAAUGAGUGCAAGGGCAGUUUGGAGCAUGUGAGCAUGCCCUGAGCCUUGAUGAGCUCCAGUAUGUGGUACAUUAUGCAGAGCAUUCAGAGCAAAUACUCGCUCUCCGAACGCCUGAUUCGAACAAUCGCUGCCAUCCGCUCCUUCCCACAUGACAACGUAGAGGACCUCAUCAGAGGGGGAGCAGACGUGAACUGCACGCAUGGCACCCUGAAGCCCCUGCACUGCGCCUGCAUGGUGUCCGACGCCGACUGCGUGGAGUUGCUCCUGGAGAAGGGAGCAGAGGUCAACGCCCUGGAUGGCUACAACCGAACAGCCCUCCACUAUGCAGCAGAGAAAGAUGAGGCUUGCGUGGAGGUCCUGUUGGAAUAUGGGGCAAAUCCCAAUGCACUGGAUGGCAACAGAGAUACCCCGCUUCACUGGGCAGCCUUUAAGAACAAUGCCGAGUGUGUGCGGGCCCUGCUGGAGAGCGGGGCCUCUGUCAAUGCCCUGGAUUACAACAAUGAUACUCCACUCAGCUGGGCUGCCAUGAAGGGAAAUCUUGAGAGUGUCAGCAUCCUUCUUGACUAUGGCGCUGAGGUCAGAGUCAUCAACCUAAAAGGCCAGACACCCAUCUCCCGCCUGGUGGCUCUGCUGGUGAGAGGACUGGGAACAGAGAAAGAAGACUCCUGCUUUGAGCUCCUCCAUAGAGCUGUUGGACAGUUUGAAUUAAGAAAAAAUGGCAUCAUGCCACGAGAAGUGACCAAAGACCAGCAGCUGUGUGAAAAACUGACUGUGUUGUGCUCGGCACCAGGAACUCUUAAAACCCUCGCCCGCUACGCUGUGCGCCGCAGCCUGGGUCUCCAGUAUCUGCCCGAUGCAGUGAAGGGUCUCCCACUGCCAGCGUCUUUGAAGGAAUACCUGUUACUCUUAGAGUAGCCUGUAGGGGACGUUUCUGCCAUCUUGCAGGCAGCUCUGGGUGAGGUUUUCUUUUCAAUUCUGUCCCUUUGUUGUGGAACACAGAAAAGCACUUGUUCCUGUUGUGUGGUUUAUAGAUUUUGAGACAACACAUAACAGUAAUGUCUGUACCAUCUCCCCUCCCAUACCAAGCAACCAAACCAAAAAAAGUUACCUCACUUCUGUUUGCUGUUUUAUUGCUUAGUUGCCUUUUUAUAUUCAAUCCUGCAAAAGAAGUCUUCCCCAGAUCCCUGCAGGACACUUUAGUCAACAGUGUGACUGCAUUUCCUAGGCGAACCUAAAGUACUUAGAUACAUGGCUUCCUGGGCCAUGGUGAGCAUUGUGAAGGAGUUCCUUCUGAAGAGUUGUAGUUGAUCUGAAGUUUAAGAAGUCCACACUCCGAUUAACAAGAAUUAUGUUCCAAGGAAGAGUGCUUGAACUUCAUUCAGAUGGGGUAUAGACUCAGGAUUCGGCACUCAGGAGCCCUGACUCCUUUUCCAUAUGGUACCCAGGGCUCGGCAUCCAGCGGUGAGUUUCACAGGAUGUCUGGCUGCUCCGAGGGAGAAGAGCAGGAUUCCCAGCAGUCCCAGGAUUGCCAGGCCAUCCUAAUGUGGCUUUCCCUGAAAACUCCUUUGCACCAAUGAGCAGAGCGAGGGCCCUGCUCCUCCCAUGAAGGUCUCUCUAGUAAGGGUGGAGGGUGGGCGGCACUGCCUUUUCCACAGAGCCCCAUUCCCUAAGAGUUCCGAGCUGUUUUUUCCUACUCUCUUGGAACCUUUGCCUUUUACUGAGCUAUAGAAAAUGGGGUAAGUGGAGCUAGGGACAGAACACAGAAUACAAAAGGGGUUCUUUGGAACUGGCCGCCUACCCUAAAAGACCCAGUUUUGUGAACAAUGUUCUUCCUUUUUCGUGUUCUUAAACUAGAUGAAGUUGAUUUUGACCUUAGGCGAUCUGUAUGCAAGUUUGGAAAGCAUUUUCUAAAAAGCUGGCUGGAGACUGCACCCAGAUGAAUAGGACCUUCAGACUGCCACUAACUCAAAACAGCGUGCCUGCUUUUGUUCUCUGCUGUCGCUGGGUUUGCCCAUUUGAAAAAAGAAUAAAUAAUUCUAAAAGCAAA